CCGCCUUUGAGUGGUAUGGACAUAACCCUUUCACUAAUUGGUUAGCCUUCCAGAGGAAAUUUCUCGACAGAUUUGAUCACAUCGCACUAGGUCAAUGCCUCCGCCUAAUAAAGGAAUAUACACAGCAGCCUCGGGAGACCUUGGCUAGAUAUGCUGAACGCUUUACGUACCUAGCCGAACGCUCCAGGGUGGACGAGAAAAUGGUACAGACUGAUUUCGUCAGAGGAUUGUCAGAUUCUCGCCUGCGAAAAAAGAUCCGCAAGAAAUGCAACCCUAUAGAACAUACCGUGACGGAGCUAAUUCAGUACGCCAUUAAGUACGGGAAAGAAAAUUACGAUGUGGGCCUGGACUCAGAAUCCGACGAAGACGACCCUUCGGGUGUUCGACGCAAUAGCUACUCCACUACGGCACAAAUGUUUGAAGAUCGCUUCGGGUUGGGUCCGACAAAAAAGGGCUCGGAUCGGAAAGCUUCUUCCUCUGCUUCGACCUCCUGUCGCUCUAGUCAAGCUCAAGGAGGCCGGGGCGAGGAAGAAGUGUCCAUGAAAGAGGUAGCGACCCAACUAGUUACGGUAGUGGCCCCGUUGACGGAGUUUGUUCAGGGUCUGCAGCGACAACGCAUAGCCGCCGCACAACGGCAACAAGCGGCUAUGGCCGCCGGGGCCCCGAUGAUAAGACCGGCCCUGGCCGGGGCUGUCCCGCCCCUACGCUGUUAUAACUGUAAUCAGCCAGGCCACCUUGCGAAAGAUUGUCCGAAACCUCGAACUCAGAGUGGGCCCACGGGGCCCACCGUACCUUCCCAAAUCUCGCUGGCUGCUCCAACCGCUGCAGGACAAGGGAGGGUAGCCACGGUGAUGGAUACGGGAACAACGAAAAUGGUGACCCCUGCGGCGACCGAGAUAGGGCCCGAUGAGUACAUGGCUGCGGCGAUGUUCGAACCCGGGACCAUUGGAGUGAUACGUCACGUCCAAAGGAUUACCGAGGAAAGCGACCUCGGGCCUUGGCGGCCGGGGUUCGAAGAUCUCACGGCCCCUGACCCUGAGUACAAGGACGGUCACAUCGAUGUGUUGGAUGCAUUGAAGGCUCUGGAUCUACGGAUCCCCGUCCCUAUUCCUUAUCUGCUAACCAUUUCCGAAGCGGCUAACGAAAAGUUGAUCGAACGAUGCCUCAAAAACCGGCGCCGAUUCGAGGAAAGCCGAAAGGGCAAAGAGCCGGUCCUACGAGACCUACCCCCAAACGAAGAGUCACAGCCCUCGACCUCAAAGGUGCACGAAGCCAACCGGAUAGGAAUGAUCCAGACCGUAGAUUCUGCCUCGGAAAGACCCGAGCAAGGAUCAGAUGGAAGGGAGCAUGUCAUCGAGUAUGAGUCGAAAACACUGAGCCAGGCGCAGUCAAACUACGAGGCGUGCAAGGGUGAAUGCUUGGCGGUGGUGUGGGGAGUUCAGCACUUUCGACCGUAUCUGUACGACCAGAAGUUCGUGCUCGUGACGGAUCAUCAGCCAUUGCUAUCGUUGCGGAACAACAUGGACUACACGGGUACCUUGGGAAGGUGGGCGGUGAGAUUGCAGGACUACGACUUCGACAUCCGCCACCGCGCCACCCGGCAGCACGGGAACGCCGAUGGUCUGACCCGCCUCCAGCUGCCGAGCAAGAGUCUCGCGAACGAGAAGCUCAUCCCGUGGAAACCGAUUUCGCCUUCGACGGAAUCCGGCUACGGGGAAGUGAAUGUCCUCCACAAGGGGAGCAGGAUGAACCAUCGCCAGCCGGAGCAUGAGCCCCUCGAGCAUUUCCAGACGCCGCUUGCAGAUCGCUUGUUGCGGCACCAGUUCAACGAGGAAAGGCAGUUGCGAUGCGACAUUCAGCAGGUGAACGUGCCAACGCCCGGGGUUGCCGAUCUGGCAGCAUACUCGCUACUUUGUGAUCAUGCAGGGGUGUACGUGGACGUGACGCAGUUGCCUGGGCGGGAGACGACUCGAGUGUUCAUCGAGUUCCGCGCGCUCCAGGUGGCACCCAACUUCGUGCAUAGCGUCGCCACCUUUAUCGGCGACUUGACGAUCCUGCCACCGCCGAGUCGGGAGCUGGCGCGAAGUUUUGUGCGCGAGUACGCAGUGCAGGCGGCCAGAUCAGUGGCCAGAGUGCAAGGACGGGGGGGACACCGAUUCACAGCCCACGAAACGCUGCUGCGCAGGGCAGAGGACGGACCAAUCGCGUUGGGCCCUUAUCCUAUGCGCGAGUUCUCGAAGUAUUUGGUGGAGCUAACUGACGUGGAACCGCUGCCCUUCGCAGACGAAGACGCGUGGGAGUUGCACCGUGCGCUGUACCAGUGGGUGGCGUUGGGGAUGUUCCGAUUCUUCGUGGAUCACGAAGACCACUGUAUCGGGGAGCACUUUGUCGUCUACUACGUCAUCACGCGGCCCAAGCCAGCGCAGAAGGAGGGGACGGUGGCGCUGUACCAGUUCGCCCAACUCCAGACGAUCGAUCCGGGAUUGUUGGAGCUCAUACAUCUUGAGCUCCUAUCCAUUGCGCAAGUGAUCGCGAGCGAGGAAGAGGAGAUCCAGCCACGAUUGCGGACGGCGGCUGCUCUGCGGAGAAUGUACAACGGGGUCGUCAUCUCGGAUUACAUUGCGCAGCACGCGGAGAGGUUGGAGGACUUCCCGGAGGAAAAGCCAUUGCGGCCUCCCUCGUCGUAUCCCAGACCUGCACCGCCAAAGGCCCCCAAGAAGACGCCAAAGAGGAAGAGACGCCUCCCGUCGCCAGGAGCGCAAGGCAGCAGAAUCGGUGGCGGCGAGGAGGUGGUUCAGCCCGUGCGCAUGUGGAAUCUUGACCCGGUGCCCGGGAGUGCGGCGACGCGGGUUAAGGAGACCGUCGUGACAUCACCGCCCUUCCCGCGCGUGCCCGAUCUCAAUCUCGAUGGAGCCGGGCCAUCAACCGCAGCAGCCGGAGGAGGGAGCCGAAUGGGAUUACCGGAUCCCGUAUUCAGAUCCCCCGUCCUCGCAGGACCUUUCCGCUUCCGCCCGCCACCCCGGAAGGUGGACUUCAUGGUGGAGCCCACCACCAUCAGGCUUGAGGCCAUCGCGGGGGCGCUGCGCCCUGAUCCGGCAUGGGAGCCAUAUCUGACACCCCCUUUUCAAGGGUGUACUGCGGUGCGACUGGCGGGGAUGCUCAUCUAUGAGACCGGGCAGCGUCCCAAUGUGGUGUAUCACUUCCUUGUGUUCGCGGCGCAGAAGCGGGAGCGGCGGCCCUACACCGAGACUCAUAUGGUGAUGACGGGCCCCGGACCCCGGUCGGAGCGCAAGCGCGUGGUGCAAGCGGUGGCGGAUCUGGCGCCACGUGUCCUGUCUCAUGUGCCGGGGGCCUUCCUCUAUCCCUCGUUUGUCCAGCACCACUUUCAUGAGGAAGAUGUGUCGACGACUCCCGCGACAAUGGCCGCUUUUCUUCCACCUAUUCCGCCCCCUCUCAGUCUCGACAUCGAUCACUUCCUCUGAUCACCUUUGUCUACCUCUCCCCUCUUCUCUCUCUCUCCUUCUCUUCAUCGUCUUCUUCUCCUACGACCAAAGUUCGCGUGUCGAGACGC
Chara braunii is the source of this 3571-nucleotide messenger RNA. The record is from the annotation of a GenBank genome assembly. Lineage: Eukaryota; Viridiplantae; Streptophyta; Charophyceae; Charales; Characeae.